This is a messenger RNA of Racocetra persica, 286 nucleotides long. The record is from the annotation of a GenBank genome assembly. Lineage: Eukaryota; Fungi; Glomeromycota; Glomeromycetes; Diversisporales; Gigasporaceae.
AAACCAAAGAAAAAUCAUGGAAGAUCAUGUAAAAGUUUUUAAUAAAGCUAUGAUACUUCCUGGAGGCGAUUACCAUAAUGUUGCAAAAAAAAUAAUCAAGAUUUUACUCGAGAAAGGGCAAAUUGGCUUUAUUGAAUUUCAGACGAUUGUGAAUGACAAGAAAGUUGCAGAUAUUUUACUAGCUUCUAACAUAUUUUCGUUACGUUCUGACAAAAAAGCUAUUGUAAAUUUUGAGUCAAAAUUAGUAGAAUGUGUGAUUCGUGAAAAAUUAAUCGUGUUCAACUAG